Daphnia pulicaria is the source of this 2027-nucleotide messenger RNA. RefSeq names its product 4-aminobutyrate aminotransferase, mitochondrial-like. Gene Ontology annotation, cellular component: mitochondrion. Bases 218 to 1705 code for a protein of 495 amino acids. The record is from RefSeq and is a predicted model, not a curated record. The transcript is spliced from 8 exons. NCBI's taxonomy places the organism in Eukaryota, Metazoa, Arthropoda, Branchiopoda, Diplostraca, Daphniidae. Gene Ontology annotation, biological process: GABA catabolic process. Gene Ontology annotation, molecular function: pyridoxal phosphate binding.
CUGCCGCUAGAGGGACGUGAAUGUUAUUGAUUGGUCGUGCAUCUGCAUACACGUCGCGGACGAUAGGUAUCAAAGGCAAGUGAGGCCUGUUACUACGCAAGAGGCAGCUCAGAACUGUUGCUGUUCAAAUACAGGAUUAAAAUAACACACAAAGCACAGCGCAGUUUGGGCCUGUUUUCGUCUGCCGUCUCGAAUUACUCCACGUUGACAUUUAAAAAUGGCCCUCAGCAGGUUAAAUACAUUUACCACUAAAUCUAGUCUUUUCAGGCAACUACCGCAAAAUGCCAAAUGCCUGUCAAACCUCAUACUCGGGGAACCCUCAGGCCCAAGUGUCAAGACUCCCAUUCCUGGUCCCAAAUCCAAGGAAAUGAUCAGCGAACUCAACACUAUCCAGUUUGCCAACACUGUCAUCUACUUCACCGACUACAACAAGAGCAUAGGAAAUUACAUUGUCGAUGUUGAUGGCAAUGUUUUGCUGGACGUUUACACCCAAAUCUCUUCCCUGCCAUUGGGUUACAAUCACCCUGAUCUUCUCAAAGUUCUGCAAGAUCCCGACAACCAAAGAACUUUCAUCAACAGGCCGUCCUUAGGUCUCUUUCCAGGGCAAGGCUGGCCUCAAAAGCUAACCAGCAGUUUGUUGUCUGUAGCUCCUAAAGGCCAUUCUCAGGUGACAACAAUGGCCUGUGGCUCUUGCUCCAACGAGAAUGCCUUCAAAGCCGCGUUCAUGUGGUAUCGAAACAAGCAACGAGGAGGAGCACCCAUCACCGAAGAGGAAAACACCAGCUGCAUGAUGAACGUUGCUCCUGGCUCGACGCCAUUCACCAUCAUGUCGUUCAAAGGUGGUUUCCACGGCCGAACGAUUGGAGUCCUUUCAACAACCCACUCUAAAGCGAUUCACAAGCUGGAUAUUCCCGCUUUGGAUUGGCCCAUCGCCAGUUUCCCGCGGUACAAGUACCCACUUGAAGAAUUCGCCGAGGAAAAUAAAGCCGAGGAUCGCAAAUGCCUUGCCGAAGUGGAAGAGGAAUUUGAACGUUUCAAUAAAGCUGGCAAAUUUGUGGCCGGUGUGAUCAUCGAGCCCGUUCAAGCCGAAGGAGGUGACAACCACGCCUCGCCGGAAUUCUUCCAGGAGCUCCAGCGCAUCACCAAAAAGAAUGGAGCAGCUCUCAUCAUCGACGAGGUCCAAACAGGUGGUGGAGCUUCUGGCAAAUAUUGGUGCCACGAGCACUUCCACUUGCCCGAACCGGCGGAUUUCGUCACGUUCAGUAAGAAGAUGCUCACCGGAGGUUAUUACAGUUUGCCUGAAUUCAGACCUCAACAAGGAUACAGGAUUUUCAACACGUGGAUGGGCGAGCCGUCCAAAGUGUUGUUGCUGGACAAAGUUAUCGAGGUCAUCAAGCGUGAUAAUCUAUUGAGCAUUGUCCAAGCAUCCGGCAAAAAACUAAUGGACGGACUGAUGGACAUGUCGAAACGCUACCCUCAACAUGUGAAAAACGUGCGAGGUAUCGGCACUUUCUGCGCCUUUGAUUCGAGCAGUGCCGAGAAGCGCGACGAGAUUGUAGCCAAAUUGAAAGAAAAGGGCAUUCAAUCCGGAGGAUGUGGUGAUUUAUCGCUGCGUAUAAGACCAGCCCUGGUGUUCCAGCCGUAUCACGCCGACAUUUUUCUCGAGAAGUUUGAGAAGGUUUUGAAGAAAAUCAAAACUGUCUAGAAGAGUAGAGAAAAUCGCUGCCAGCAAUUCGAGAGAGAGAGAGAAGUAAUUAGAAAAGCAACGCGUUGAUUGUUUUUUUAAGUUGUGCAAAUGUUUCUUUAUCCCUCUUUCCAAUUUCCCCUUCCUUUUUGAAUUCUACUCGGUGUGUUGCCGUUCAUCACUCAUCUCUUCAAUAAAAAUACAAUAUUCCAAAGGUCUUCCAUUUCACCUUUAGUGCAUUGAUAACACAUUUUUUUGGUUCACUGUCGGGAGUAUUUUUUCCGUUUUUUAGCGUGUUUGCUUGAUUCGUAUCUACAGUUGGGUUGUUGUUCCAUCUGAUUUA